AUGACUCCCGCCAGGUACUGGCUCGCGUGCACUGUCCUCGCCGUGUACAUGUUCAGCAUUGUCCUUGGCUGCAUGUACACUGCCAUGCACAGCGCGACGGACUGCGCCGCGGGUGUCAUGAUGGGCGCGGCGGUCUGGGCAGCCUAUGAGGGUGUCAAGUCCACACUGGAGUCCUUCACCGCUGCACCGGCAAACCCUUGCAAGCAACCUCACUCAGGAUCCAACAACAACAAUGGACCACAAGGGGUUUCAGCGCCAGUCUACAAGCUUCCCACGGGGCAGAAUGUCACCACCAAGAUUGCAUACAACAAAGCGGCAAUGUCCUUCCACGAUACAAGUGCGCCAGAUUUGGUCAAGUCCAUCAUCAACCCAAACGACCUGGACAACGUGUGCCCCUGCCAGCCCAUAUCCAAGUUCCACACCAAGGGCCUGGACAACGUCAAGGGCUGCGUGUUUGCGCUUGCAUAG
Molecule: messenger RNA, 468 nt
Organism: Coniophora puteana RWD-64-598 SS2
Lineage: Eukaryota; Fungi; Basidiomycota; Agaricomycetes; Boletales; Coniophoraceae
Exons: 2
Coding region: 1-468 (155 amino acids)
Source: RefSeq, a predicted model, not a curated record